UUCUGAGUCAUGACGUAUUUACUAACAACGCCGUGCGAGUUUUCGCACGAGCGCAACAACAGCUCGGUAAUGCACUUCUUGGUCAGAUAAACCUCCCCUUGCACCUCUGCCACUGCGUCUAUUAGUUCUUUUCUCUCGGCUAACAGAAUCAUCAGACCUGUCCUUUUGGAGUGCGCAGUUAAAUUUGGGAUUUUCACCUUUCCUCUCUGAUUUGGAAAAGUUUGCAUCAGUUUUGCUGGGACUGUUCAGCUUUACAUCAUGGGGAGACCCUGUAACCGAGAGCUGGCGCUCCUGCCGCUGCUGGGAUACUUGGCUUGCUUGACAGUCGGUCACACUCGCGCGGACGUUUCUUCGGUAGGACGGGUAUUCUUAUUGGAGUUACAAAGUGCUUCAAAAGGUGGACAAGACGCUGGAUUCGAGGCAGCAACAAAUGCCUGUAUCGCUCAAGGGGCCCGGGUGGCAUCUGGGGCCGACCUGCAUCAUGCAGUUUUGGAAUGUGCUUUAUCAGCCUGCUCGCGUGGUUGGCUCUCUGGACCAAGCAUUGGGACCACGGUGUGCAGUCAAGUCGCGGGGAAUUUGAUUUCUGUUGACGUGCAGCUGGAGAAUGUAACCGGGGACAAUGAGAGACUGGGCGUGUUCUGUGUUAAAGAUAGCGAUGCUCCAUGUGGACAUCCACCUUCAUUACCAAAUUCACAUCUGCAGGGUAAAACAGGACUAGACAUAGGGGAUGAACUCCUAUAUGCCUGUAACCCCGGAUACAAACUCUCCAAUGAAGAGACAGCCUUCAGCCUUCUUUGUGAUAGCUGUGGAGAAUGGUACGGCCUGGUACAGCAUUGUGUCAUAGAUGAUCCUAAAGGCCACAUUGACUAUGAGGACUUGUUCACAGAUGACCAUCGCUUUGAGAAUCUAGGGGAGAGGCAUCAGGUUUCUGUUAUUCCAGGAGGAGCAGAGCCUACUGAUCAUGAAGAAGAGGAAUCCACUCCUGAACCAGAGUAUGUGCGGACAGCAGAGGAGGAGAUUGAAAAGGAUUCUACAGUAUCAGUGACUGAACCUCCAGUGUCUCAGCUCAGUCAGAAGCAUAUGUUCUGGUUCCCUUCAGAGGCCUUCCAGGAUGAGAAUAAGCCUCCUGUUAUCACCCCAGGUUAUUCUGUCAAAAGCCCCACCACAGACCAGAAUCACAGCCAACCGGAGCCUGACCUCAUCACAGAAGAAGAUGACCCUAACCCUGACCCUGAUUAUGACAAUGCGACAGAUCCUCCCACUAAUGUGCCCAUCAGUCCAAGUGUUGGCAGCACGGCGGACUCCUGGCUUGAUGAACACCCUGUUUACCAUGGAGAAGAUAAAACUGGUGGCGAGUCUACAGGAGAGGCAGUACCAGAACAUGGACUGGAGACAGACAGUAUGACUGACCAUUCAGAAAUGGAGGUGUUUAAGGAUACAACCAAAAGCCCAAUGGAAGAGGAGAUUGGGGGUUUGAUUGACCACUCAGAGGAGGAAGAUAUUGAAGGAUUGGCCAACAAUCCCAAGAACACAAAGUAUGAAGGCAAGAUGCACAGGAAAGGAGAGGCGGAUGAGCUUAUCAAAGGGACAACUAGACAUGAUAAUGAGGAAUCUGUUGGAGUAAAAGAGGAUCCAGUGGUAGCACAUUAUGGGGAAGCCACCGAGAAGGAUGAAAUAGGGAAAGAGAUGCCCAUACCAGAGGUAAUGGUGUCUGAAGGAGAGAUUGAUGGAUUUGAAAAGUUAGGAUUUGACAGUGUUACUGAAAGCCCAAAUGCUGCGGAGGUUGAACCCACCACCUUUGUCAGUGGUACUAAGACAACAACUAGUGCGGACGAUAUUGCUCUACACAAGAUGCCCAUUGCGUACACACCAGCAUCUGCUCCGGAGAAUGUGAGCACUAGCCAAGAGGGUUUAGGACCUGAACACACAGCUACACCUUCAGGGAUGGUAUUUCUCUAUGUUACACCUGGUUUCACUGAUGAUUUCAUUACCCAGGCCACACCCAUCAUUGAGGUUCCUUGGGAAACCAAUGACAAUGGCCACUUUCUGGAGCAUGACCCCAACCAUGGCACGACAGAAAUCCCUGAAAAUAGUGAGAUGGAAAGAGGCGGAGAUCACAGCCUGGACCAACACGAACGGGCUAGAGAAGGUACUUGUGCAGAAGAGCCGUGUCAUGUAUCCGGCCAUGGACCAGUGAUUGCAGCCAUUAUCGUUGGCAUAGUAGCAGCAUUGGUAGGUGUGUUCUUGGGGGUAUGUUGUUACAAAAAGAGGCUACAAAAGAGCUCCCACUACCAACUCAAUGGAACUAACAUGCAAGCACAGUGCAUUGAAUUACAACAGACUGUGUGAUUACCAUGCACAUCCUCACAAACCCACACAGCUUACACAAACAUCAAUAAAAAGCCAUUUAUGUGUGAACAUUACAGUCUUCACCCAUAUUAACACAAAAAGAUUCAACAAUCCUUCACCACACAAAGUUGUUGGAUAGGAUUGUUUAGUGCUUAUGUAGGUAAUGUUUCUGUUUUUUCAUGUUUUCUUUUUCAUUGUAUUUUCAAUGUAUUGUGUUGAUGAUAAUUGACACCUCAUAAUCUCUAAAUUGGGUGUGAUGGCUCUAAAUGUCUUUUGUUAUUUUGGAUGGACUGCAUUGGACUGCGAGCCAGUGCAUUUGUGUGCACAGUGCCCGUAUGUCCUUGUUAAUUGAUUAGUACAUGUUUUUUAGCUUUGUCCAUUUGUGAGUGAAUGUGCGUAAGUACGUGUGAUUGACUGUGACUGUCUAUGUGUAUGUGUGUGUAGGUAUGAAAGAGAGAGAGAAAGAGAGAAAAAGAGAUUGUGGUUUAACAUAGCAUUCUGUGCAUGAUAUUGAACGUUUCUAACUCUCACAGACAGGUGAGACAUUCUGGUCAGAGGAACUGAGGGUGAAUUCUGAUUGGCUCACAUUUUUGCCUAGAGCUUGCAGAAUAAAUAACUUUGUCAUUCUCAAUUAGGAAACUGAAAAUGGAGGUUUCAAAUUUAAACAGAUUAGUGUGGAAGUGGUCUAACAGUUCAUGAUAGCAUUGAAGUAUACUUAGAUUUAAAGGAAAUUUAAGAACAGGUCAUAAAUGUAUAUUUUAUAUGUCUUCAAGCCAGAAUUAAUCUCCUCACUGAGGUUUCAAAUUAAAUGUAGAAUAAUGCAUUAUUAUACUUUCCCCCAGGGCCGGAUCCCUAUGCCCCCACCCCAAGUCCAAGUGAAGCAAAUGGUUGAAUUGUAUCAUAAUGGCAAUAACCCUAACAAUAUGUGCUGGAACUAAAGACACCUGUCAAUACCCCUCUGUUAUAUGUUAUUGCCCCCCCUAAUGUAACCAUUCUAGAUCCUGGCCUGCGUUCCCCCAAAUGUUUCCUCAAUGUUAAAAACAAAUAUUUUGUCCCUGAAAGUAAUGAUCUUCAAUCAUUAAUCACCUCAAAUUAAAUUUAUAAGGGAUAUUUAUAUCAGAUGUGUAUUAUAAAGAUAAAAAAUAUUAUUUUAGUACUUUUGACAUUUUAGAACCAGUUAAUUAAUACAAAACAGAAACCACAUAUACACAAUAACUAUUGUCAGUGUUUAAUUGCUGUAAUGAAAAUGUUUAUGGGGGGAGAUCUACUGAAGUAUAGUAUGGUUAUUUGUUUUUUCAAUGUGUUGUUAUUAACAUAGUCUAGAGGAUCAAUAGAGUGUCUUACAUUUUAUUAUAAAUGAAAAAGUAAAGUAAGACUGGAGUGUAGUAUGUUUUAUUUCUAGAACUGUGCAGCUGAUGUUAUAUGAGCUUUAUUUUUUAUUGUAGAAUAUACACAGUGUGUUCUCUGACAUAACUCUCUGUUAAGGUCAGUAUAGAUUUAUUGACUUACAAAUCAAUACUCAGAUCAUAACAGAAUAUCAAAAUUGUGGCAUAGGACAUCAUUUCAUAUCAUUGCAAAUUUCUGGUGUGCCAUUUCUAGUAGAUUUGAUGCUAAUAAUUUUGAAGCAUUAAAAGUUUAGAUCAAGAAAUCAGUUUCAGUUGGCUUUUGUGCUGGUUGACGAUAUUAGGUGAUUUUUAUUGUUUUUAAGCUUUGGGAAUUUUUUUUUAAAUGUUAGGAAAACUAGCCCAAAUGAAUGCUUUUCUACUUGAAGUAUCAAAUACUGUAGAUACUUCAUUACCAUUGUGGGGCACUGGUGGCAAUUGGAACUAUGUGCGCUGAAAUCUUCUCAAAGUCGUUUUUUCUGAAUUGUAAAGUGUUUCAUUGUGAUAUGAAAUUGUCUCUGAAUACAGUUCUUGAGUGAAUAAGUAAAAUGUAGUCAUCUUUGAUCUGUUCAUUGCAUUAAAAGUUAAAACUGCUUGGUAAUAUCACCCAUUACACUGUAACAAUGUCACAGUAAAUGUGACAUGAGGGUAUCCGAGUAAACAUAGCUGUGGAAAACUAACUGAACAUUAACAAAUAAAUUACUCUGGGUAAAGGAGCUUUAGUCUUUCUUGGUGUCAACAUUGUCGUGGGAGCUAAAGUAAGCUUAAAAAAAAUGUCCUUCCUAAGAUAAGACUGCAAACAUUUGCAUAGUGUGGCUAGGUGUCUCUGUAUGUGUGUAAGGUCUGUAAGGCCAGCAGGGAUAAACCUUAUAACAUGAAAGAGAGACGAGUCAUGUAUGGACUAUUUGAAUUGUAGUUUUGUUUUCGGUCUAUUCUGUUAUUUUUAGGCAGCAAAAAAUAAAUAAAUCACUGCAUACAAUCACUCACA
Molecule: messenger RNA, 4719 nt
Organism: Xyrauchen texanus (razorback sucker)
Lineage: Eukaryota; Metazoa; Chordata; Actinopteri; Cypriniformes; Catostomidae
Product: sushi domain-containing protein 5-like
Exons: 5
Coding region: 259-2349 (696 amino acids)
Biological process (GO): cell adhesion; Notch signaling pathway
Molecular function (GO): hyaluronic acid binding
Source: RefSeq, a predicted model, not a curated record